Branchiostoma belcheri (Belcher's lancelet) is the source of this 2448-nucleotide messenger RNA. Its product is annotated as cytosolic beta-glucosidase-like. The transcript is spliced from 6 exons. Bases 32 to 1687 code for a protein of 551 amino acids. NCBI's taxonomy places the organism in Eukaryota, Metazoa, Chordata, Leptocardii, Amphioxiformes, Branchiostomatidae. The record is from RefSeq and is a predicted model, not a curated record. Gene Ontology annotation, biological process: carbohydrate metabolic process. Gene Ontology annotation, molecular function: beta-glucosidase activity.
ACAAACUACGAUGCCUAAGUUGUGAAGAACGAUGCUGAUUCUAUUGAUGACCACGUCUUUGUUUCUUGGGCUUGUUUGCGGGGCUCAGUACGACUAUGGCGCGUACGACCACAACAGAGACGCGUUCAGACCGGGCAGGUUUCCCGACGGCUUCAUCUGGAGCACGGCCACGGCGUCCUACCAGAUCGAGGGCGGCUGGGACGCGGACGGCAAAGGCGAGUCCAUCUGGGACAGGUUCUCCCACACACCCGGUAAGGUAGACCGCGGGGACACCGGAGACGUGGCCUGUGACAGCUACAACAAGUACCGAGAAGACGUGCAGCUCAUCACGGGCAUGGGUCUGCGGUACUACCGCUUCUCUCUCUCGUGGACCCGCAUCUUCCCCGAUGGCACCUCAACAAGCGGUCCCAACCAAGCUGGGGUUGACUACUACAAUAAUCUGAUCAACGAGCUCGUACGUAACGGCGUAACUCCGAUGGUCACGCUUUACCACUGGGACCUUCCACAGAACGUACAAGACACGUACGGAGGGUGGGUGAGCGAGGGCGUCGUUCAACACUAUAACGACUACGCGACGUUCGCGUUCCAGACGUUCGGUGACCGGGUGAGGUACUGGCUGACGUUUAACGAGCCCUGGGCGGUGUGUUAUGUGGGGUACGGGUUAGGAAUGCACGCUCCGGGCAUACAGGACGAGCGCAACUCUACUUACCUCUGUGCACACAACAUACUGAAGGCCCAUGCAGGUGCGUGGCACACUUACGAUAGAAACUUCAGAGCAGACCAGAGUGGACAGGUCAGCAUCACGCUCAACUCGGACUGGGCGGAACCCCGGGACCCUGACCGGGCGGCAGACGUCAUGGCCGCCGACCGGUUCCUGCAGUUCUACCUGGGCUGGUUCGCAAACCCCAUCUACAGCGAGACAGGCGACUAUCCCGCGGUCAUGAAGGAGACCAUGCUAGCGAAGAGCCAGGCGGAGGGUCUGCGGGAGUCUCGCCUGCCACAGUUCACACAAGAGGAGGUCAACUUCAUCAGAGGAACCUCCGACUUCUUCGGCCUGAACCACUACACCACACGGAUCAUAGAGGAUAACGUGGUCGUCGGCGCGGCACCAGGGUACACGAACGACAGGGACGUGGCACAGUACACGGCACCUGAGUGGACCAGAGCUCAGUCUCAGUGGCUGUAUGAAGUUCCCUGGGGACUCCGCAGGCUACUCAACUUUAUCAAGCUGAACUAUGGUGAUCCCGAGGUGCUGGUGACUGAGAACGGGCGGUCUGACGGGGAUGUCACGCCCCCUGUCAUGCAGGACAGGAACCGCAUCUGUUACUACAUAACCUACAUCGACGAGGUUUUGAAGGCUAUCUCCGAGGACGGAGUAAAGGUGCGAGCCUACACCGCCUGGUCCCUGAUGGACAACUUCGAGUGGGCCCGAGGGUACACAGAACGCUUCGGGCUGCACUACGUCGACUUCAACGACCCCAACAGACCCCGAACAGCCAAACAGUCCGCAGGUGUCUACAGGGACAUCGUCGCUAACAACGGCUUCCCUGAGGGAGCAGACGUCACCAGGCUGGCGGGGAACAUGUGGCGUGGGUGCCGAGGGGCGGCGGUCACCACGUCCGCUAACAUCGCACUAUUAGUUCUGUCAUUCAUCAUGGCUGGAAUAUAUGGCCUUAUCAAAAUGUAGCUGUGCGGUGGCCUCAGGAUUUGUGGCAAGCCUAAUAGUAUAUUAUAUGCCCAUUUAAAGGCCCAUUAUGUAACUUUUUGACAAUACAAAAAGUACAUUUUCCAGGGUUUUUUUUUUGCAUAGUAAGUUGACUUUACCCUUUAGUAUAUUCCAGAGCGAUAUUCAGCAAUAGAAAAUGCAACAUCUUUGCUCCAUACAAGCUUGGUAGAAAACUGAAAAAUCUUCUAUUCAAAGCUCUGGCCACACCGUACAUAUGGUUGACCACUGCCAGUGGUGUGGCCUACCUCCCAGUGGGGUGUCUGUUGACAGUAAAGUUACAUAAUGGGCCUUUAAGGGCAAUUUUAGGAAUUGCACAUUUAUUUCUGUAAUGUCCGCGGGUGUCUAUACUCUAUAGCUAGUUAAGUUAUGGUGUCCCCGCCAAACGGUUCUUGAGUUAUUCUCCUUAAACGAUACAACACAAUUUCUGCAUCUUCAAAACAAGUUGCUGGGGGGGGGGUCACUUCUGCUCAAGCACAAUGGAUAUUUACCAUUUAAAAUUUCUGCCCAAAUCACGAGAAUUUGCGACUAGAAGUUUUAUUGCAAUACCAUAGCACGUCGCUAGGGAGCCAAGUAUACCAUUUUCACUGAUCAACAACACAUACAACUUCGACUUGUCGAAGAUCAGAGUCAACUAGUGGCACCUGGUAUGGCUAUAUCAUUCUUAGUAAAUACAAGUACCCAUUGCAUUCUGUUCCAAUUUGUAAAACAUAGAAGUAAUGUCC